This is a messenger RNA of Drosophila kikkawai, 3149 nucleotides long. Its product is annotated as glutamyl aminopeptidase. The record is from RefSeq and is a predicted model, not a curated record. Gene Ontology annotation, biological process: proteolysis; peptide catabolic process. Gene Ontology annotation, molecular function: peptide binding; metalloaminopeptidase activity; zinc ion binding. Gene Ontology annotation, cellular component: cytoplasm. NCBI's taxonomy places the organism in Eukaryota, Metazoa, Arthropoda, Insecta, Diptera, Drosophilidae.
AGUUUUGCCGUGGACGCGGCCCGUGCUGGAUUAACGCGACCGUCGCCAUGAUUAUCACCGCCAAGCUGGUGGCCAUUGGCCUGAGCCUGGCGCUCACCGCCUUCACCGUAUCGACCAUCGUCCUGGCCGUCCAGAAGGCGAGCCUGAAGAGCGACCUGCGCGACGCCCAGGAGAAGCUGGACCUGCUGGAGGCGGGGUUUACGAGUACGGCUGCUCCGGGGACCACGAGUUCUGCAGACCCGGGCACCACUAGCAGCACCACAGAGCCAGGUCCCACAGAGGCUCCGGAACCGACAGAGGGUCCCGGGUCUACUGCCUCCCCUGGAUCGACUGCCUCUCCUGGAUCGACUGCAUCUCCGGCCACCACCGUAGCGCCUGAGGAGAAGAUCGACUACAGACUACCUGGAAACCUAGUGCCCACGCACUACGAUCUAUAUCUGUUCCCCAACAUUGAAACCGGAGAGUUCAAUGGGCAGGAGACCAUUACCAUUCAAGUUGCGGAGGCAACCGAUAAGAUUGUACUGCACUCACUUAACCUUAACAUCUCGAGUGUAGCCGUGAUGAAUACGGGCAGUGAGACCCUGGAUGUCCAGGAGACAUCCUUCGAUGCCGUCAGGGAGUUCCUCAUAUUCCAGCUAAACGAGCCCCUGACGCAGGGCCGCGUGAUCCAGCUGCACAUCGGAUUCGAGGGCUCGAUGGCCAACAAGAUCGUGGGUCUGUACAGCUCGUCGUACGUGAAGGAGGACGAAAGUCGUAAGUGGAUAGCCACCUCCAAGUUCGAGCCGACCUACGCCCGCCAGGCCUUUCCCUGCUUCGAUGAGCCGGCCCUUAAGGCAGAGUUCACCAUCACGCUGGUUCAUCCCUCCGAGGGCGACUAUCAUGCGCUUUCCAACAUGAACGAGGCCACCAGUGUGAGCCAGGGUGCCUUCCAGGAGGUCACCUUCGCGAGAAGUGUGCCCAUGAGCACCUACCUGGCCUGCUUCAUCGUCUCCGACUUCACCGCCAAGCAGGUGGACAUUGAUACGAAUAGCAUUGGGGAUACCUUCACGAUGAGUGUGUACGCCACUCCCGAGCAGAUCAGCAAGGUGGACUUUGCCGUCGAUGUGGGCAAGGGUGUGAUUGAAUACUAUAUUGACUACUUCCAAAUCGAGUAUCCGCUGCCCAAGCUGGACAUGGCAGCCAUUCCAGACUUUGUAUCCGGGGCAAUGGAGCACUGGGGCCUGGUCACCUACCGUGAGACAUCCCUCCUUUACGACGCUGAGACAAGCUCGGCCACCAACAAGCAGCGGAUAGCCAGCGUUAUCGCCCAUGAGUUUGCUCACAUGUGGUUCGGAAAUCUGGUAACCAUGAACUGGUGGAACGAUCUGUGGCUAAAUGAGGGUUUCGCUAGCUUCAUCGAGUACCUUGGCGUGGAUUCUGUGUUCCCAGAAUGGAAAAUGCGGGAUCAAUUUAUUAUCAGUACCUUGCACGCCGUACUCACUCUGGAUGGAACCCUGGGGUCUCACCCAAUCAUCCAAACAGUAGAGAAUCCCGACCAGAUCACAGAGAUCUUUGACACCAUAACCUACUCCAAGGGCUCUUCCCUGGUGCGCAUGUUGGAGGACUUCCUGGGAGAGGCGACCUUCCGCCAGGCGGUUACCAACUACUUGAACCAGUACAAGUACUCCACCGCCGAGACAGACAACUUCUUCUCGGAGAUCGAUAAGCUGGAUCUAGACUAUAAUGUCACCGAUAUCAUGCUCACAUGGACGGUGCAGAUGGGUCUGCCGGUGGUCACGAUCGAGAAGGUCUCCGACACGGAAUACAAAUUGACGCAGAAGCGCUUCUUGUCCAAUCCGAACGACUAUGAGGCAGAUCACGAGCCCUCGGAAUUCAGCUACCGCUGGUCGAUCCCCAUCACAUACACCACCAGUGCACAGUCGGAGGUGCAGCGUGCCUGGUUUUAUUACAGCCAGAGCGAAAUCACUAUAACCGUUCCGGCUGCCGUCCAGUGGAUCAAGUUCAACGCCGAUCAGGUGGGCUACUAUCGGGUGAAUUACGAGACCGAUCUGUGGUCCGCCCUGGCCGAUCAGCUGGUGGCCGAGCCGAGCUCCUUCAGCGCCGGCGACAGGGCCUCCCUCCUGAACGACGCCUUCGCCCUGGCUGAUUCCACCCAGCUGCCCUACGAAACGGCCUUCGAGCUGACCCGGUAUUUGGACAAGGAGGCCGACUAUGUUCCCUGGAGCGUGGCCGCCACGCGUCUCACCUCCCUGAAGAGGACCCUGUACUACACGAGCAGCUAUGCCAAGUACAAGAAGUACGCCACUGCCCUGAUCGAGCCCAUUUACAAGGCUCUGACGUGGACGGUGGGCGAGGAUCACUUGGACAACCGCCUUCGUGUCACCGCUCUGAGUGCCGCCUGUUCCCUGGGCCUGGAGUCCUGCCUCACGGAAGCUGGACAGCAGUUCACCACCUGGUUGGCCAAGCCUGAGGAUCGUCCCAAGCCCGAUGUCCGGGAGACGGUUUAUUACUACGGAAUCCUCUCCGUGGGCAACCAGGAAGUGUGGGAGACUGUGUGGGAGCUUUUCGUCAACGAGGCCGAUGCCAGCGAGAAGUCCAAGCUGAUGUAUGGACUGGCUGCCGUACAGUCUCCAUGGCUGCUUCAACGCUACAUUGAUCUUGCCUGGAACGAGGAGUACGUGCGGGGUCAGGACUACUUCACCUGCCUCACCUACAUUUCCGCGAAUCCCGUGGGCGAGUCCCUGGUCUGGGACUAUGUCAGGGAGAACUGGCUGCGAUUAGUGGAUCGCUUUGGCCUCAACGAGCGCUAUUUGGGCAACCUGAUACCCUCUAUCACAGCCCGCUUCAGUACUCAGACCAAGCUCGAGGAGAUGGAACAGUUCUUUGCCAAGUAUCCAGAGGCCGGAGCCGGAACAGCUGCCCGCGUGAGGGCCCUAGAGACGGUGAAGAACAACAUCGUGUGGCUGGCCGAGAACCUCGAGGGCGUGGACGCCUGGCUGGACAAGCAGCAACUGUAGAGCGCCCCGAGGAGGAAGUGGCUCUGUGGCCACGCUGCCCAUUAAACUCGUACUCGUAUAAUUGCCAUUAUAAAGCAAAAAUGUGCCGAACAGGCUGAAAUAAAGAUAAGCUAGUUAUUGGGAAAACUCAAA